AUGAUGUUGGGAGCGUGUCUCGCAGGCGCCCUGCACACAGAGGCGCUGCGCUGGGCGGCCCUGGGGGCGAUUUGCUACCGGUGCGGGCUCGGCACGCGCGCGGGCGCGCUGCGGCAGGUGCGCGGCCGCCUGUGCGCGUUGGCCGCGCUGCACGCGCACCUCUGCGCGCCGGCCCUGGCGGCCGUCUCCGCGCUGGCGCUGCGCGACGCCAGCCUCGACCGCCGCAUUCUCGAGGGGGCGCUGGUGGCUCGCUCCCGCGGCCCCUGCGGCGGGCUGGCGCUGGCGCUGCGGCGGGGCUCCUCCCCCGCCGCCCCCGCCCUCGCCGCCCUCAACUACGCGCUCUCCCUGGUCGCCGUGCCGCUCGCCCUCAAGUUUUUCUGCGGACAGGCGUCGUGGCCGCCGCCGAGCAGCGUGCUGUGGACUGCGUGCGGCACCGCGGGGCCCUUCGCGCUGGGCUGGUGGCGGCGGGCGGGCGGCGGGGCGCCCCGCGGCGGCGGCGCCGCGCCCCGCCUCUUGGCGCUGCUGCUGCUCUACGUGGACUGUUGCGCCCUGCUGCGCGACGCGGAGGGCGCCCUCUACGUCACCGACGUCAUGGCCACUUUAUUCUUAGAGGUGAGCGGCGUUUCGCUGGCGCUGGCGCUGAGCUCCCUGUACGCGCACUUCGGGCUGCUGAGCCGGUGCGAGAGCCGCGCGCUGGCGCUCGCCGCCGUGCCCAAGGCGCCGGGCCUCGGGUGGGAGGCGCGCGCCGGCUGCAUGGCGUCGGGGCCGGCGCGGCUGCCGGCCGUGUUCCUGGCGCCCGCACAGGCGCUGCUCAUGGCCGCGCUCUACGGCGCCGACGCGGACGCGGACGCCGACGCGGAUCAGAUGGACGCCCUCUCCUAUGCUACAGCCUUGCCGAGCCACCACAUAAAA
Molecule: messenger RNA, 912 nt
Organism: Iphiclides podalirius (scarce swallowtail)
Lineage: Eukaryota; Metazoa; Arthropoda; Insecta; Lepidoptera; Papilionidae
Source: the annotation of a GenBank genome assembly